UGUAUUUUGUAAUGUUUUGCAGCUGAUUACGUAUAUUACGUUUUGAUAUUGUAUUUUGAAGUGAAGUAUUUGCGUUGGGUUUAUAGUGAAACGGUCAAAAUUAAUAAUUAGCUUAUAGUUAUAAAUUUGCAUUAUUUCUGAAAGAUUGGAAAGCGGUGUUGUGCAUAUUAAUUUUGUAGUGAAAAAGUUUAGACGUGUGACCCUUAGCUGCUUCUUGGUACCAUCUAGUUUUCAGGGCAGAGCGGGGUGGGCCAUGAGGGAGCCCUGAGAUGGCAGAGUGUUGCUGCUCCAACAUCUCUAUCAUGCAGCUGUUCCAUGAGCUCAAACAGAAGUUUCCUGCUGUCCCAGACAGAGUCGUCACAGAGUGUAUCAAACUGAACGCCCACGACAAGGAGGCAUGUGAGGCCGUGCUGUCCAGAGAAAACCAGUCGUACCGCGGCGGAGCGUGUAGGGCAGGUAUGGCUGCAGAGGGCUCCGGUCGCCCCGACUCUUUGCAGUUAGAGGAGACAGUGUGGGACUUUGACCGUCGGUUGCUAGGUCGUCAGUCGUUGGACAGUGUGCGGGGAGCGUUUUCGCGGUUAUAUGUGCGCGACCAUGAAGUGUCAAGUGAACAGUGCCACUGCGGUAGGACGAGAGUGAGUGUACAGUCGGCUCCCUCCACACCCAGUAAUCCUUUACCUCCACUGACUGUAGACGUGCGGCACUGCACCACGCUCAGCAUGGAUCCCACCCCCCACUACGGGCCUUCAGAGCCUUCUCGUCCGUUUACCUCCGUCAACUUGACACUCCGUCCGCCGUCUGCCGACCCCCUACCCAUCGACAUCAGUUCUGCAGCGGGAGGCCUCACUUACUCCAGCUGCUCCUACGAUCCCCGCCAAGGAUAUCAGUCGCGCCUGCAGAUCUCCAUUGGCCCAGGUGGAGGGGGAACUGUGUCUGCAGGUCGUACCCUCGCACACAGGCCGCCUCCUUCCCUCCGACCUGCCACUUCCCUACCUGAUGUUGCCACUACCUCCUCACAGCUCGUGGAUCCCUUGCCACCUGCCACCAGAGUGCGUGUGACGGAACAGCUGGAGCGCAAGGAGAAACUGUCACGCGAACUACACAAGUACAGAGAACGGCUAAGCAGCAUGCAGUUAAAUGUCACGUCCAUGCAGGCGGACCUGGAGACUAGACUGAGAGCCCCCGCCCCUUCUCUCAGGGUCAAGAGGCUGCGAGAGGAGAUCCUGUUGCUGCAGAGGGAGUGCAACCGUAUGACUGUGGAGGUCGACCGUUACGCUGAGAUCAGGCACGUCAACUCUGACACCCUGCUUCUCGGAGAGACAAAUGAAGAGUUCUACAAAAACAUUUACCGAGGUCAGCUAUUCCCUCGCCAGUCAGUACGGCAGAGACCAGUGGCCAUGGCGGGGGCAAGCGGAGGGGGAGGGGAGGGUCACAACUGGACCUGUCACGUCUGUACAUUCCACAACCACCCGGCACUGAACAAGUGUGAGCAGUGCGACAUGCCUCGUAUCAACACAGAACCUGAAACUCGGGACAUCCAUAUCCACGUCACUCAUCACAAUGUUCCUUCAUCACCCUACAGAAGAGUGGUCCACAGCUGGGUUGUAUGAUACAGCUUUCUACUUCUGCCUCGUAAAUACUUCAAUUUAUUUUAUACCUCGAUCGUUAUUAGAAGACUACCAAACGCCAGUCAAUUAAUUAAUAAAUCAAAUCUUUUUUUGUAAUUUUAUGGCCUAAAACGGAUCCUGAUUUUAACACAAAUAAUUUUUUAAAAACCUAAUAUGUGUGUGUAUACAGUCAAAAUAUAUUGUCAGUGAAAAAAUUUUAAAUAAUUUGACCUGGUAAUUAGUUGUAUACACUAAAACUUUAUAAAGUGGUGAUAAAUAUGUUGCUAUCUAUAAAUAAUAAUUAUAUAAUUUUUGUAUAAACUUAAACAGAAGCAAUUUGUAAGUGUAUGACAAAAAUUUUAUUUAAAUUGUAUCCUUAAUGUAUAAGUAUUUGUAAUUAUUUAUCCUGUAUUGAAGAUGUGUUUUCUCAAGGUCCUUUUAAUGCCCUAUCUUGUGUAGAACAAUAAUAAUUAAUGUUAAAACAUAGCUGUGAUAUUUUCACUUCACUCUACAGUGUCUUGUUUAAAACUUGUAAAAUAUUCAUCAUGUUUGUCAAUAUUUUAUAAUUUAAUAUGUGUAAAGGGUGUUUUGUCUAUCUCAGAUUUUUGAUUCUGAAUUAUUCAGAAAGACGGCUAAGUAGAUCAUCCACCUCAAUCAUUGAAAAUCUUACAGUAAAAAUGUUGUGUUUAUAAUUUUUUUUAAUUUACUAGGUGAUAAUUUCUUAAAAUAUUGUAUUUGAAAUAGUUUAUAUGAAGUAUUUAAAAGACUUGAAAUUAUAAAAAUAUAAAAAACCGUUAUAUUAACUUUAUGAUAUAAAAGGUGGAUUAUGUUGGUUUUCUGUUGCCCGUUGGAUUUCAAAUAUGAGUACGGUAAACUUCAUAAGUGACAAAAUGAAAGGUUAUUUUACUUUAAGCGAAGGUGCAAGUUUAUUUAGUUAUGACAUGGUUGUAUAUUGUAUUUGAUGUAUGUUACCUACUGUACUCUUAUUAUCCGAUAUUUUUUACAUUCCGACCAUAGCCAAAUCAUGUACAAUACGGAUAAUCAAGAGUCCUCAUAACUUUUAAACGAGAGCAUGUAAAUGCAAUAUUCCCGUCCUUUUCUAUUAGCCGAAGUAGUGAAUUUGGAGAAGUCUAAUAUUUUGGUCAACUGAUCUCCAGAUCCGAUUUGUGUAGAAUUGUAGAUUGUACACCCUCUUGCAGUUUGAUAGUAUAGAGUGAUGUAAGGACUGUUACGUGACAUAAUUUUAAUUAUUUCUUUGGCAUGUUUCAAAAAAUUGUUGAUCAAUCAAUCAAUUACUUAUUGUGUUUUUGUAUCAAAACGCAUAAAAACAUAUAAAUUAAAGGUAUAACUAAAUAUAUUAAGAUAAUGAACUGAUAAUAAACUAUUCAGAUACAGCUCUCCCCUCACCAUUCUCACUCCGAUGAAGCCUUAGAGAUGUGCCUCAAAAAUUUGUUCAUAUCCUUCCUUCCAAUACCACCUCCUCAAAGAAGCAAUAUGGACUUUGCUUAAAACCUCUCACUCUCACUUCCUAGCACAAAUUAACACUUGUCAAAUUUUUGAACAGAAAGUUUCAUACUUGUACAAAUAGAACGGACAGGUGUUGUUUCAGGAUAUUUGUCUCCCACAUAAUAGUUAGCUCAACAAUAAAUGCCAAAUCAGAGAAUACGCCACGGAUAAGUUGGAGCAAAGUAACAGCCAAGACAAGUGGGAACUUGUAAAAUACAUCCUUCAUCAACACUCCAUUGCAAAUUCAACUACAAAUAAAACUGUGAGGUCUACAGUGAAUUCUGAGCUAGGAAACCGACUAAACGAUCAACACUUUGUUAUCGACAUUAAAUUUAUGUGGUUGGCCUCUCAUAUCGCCUGGCCACAAUGGUGGCCAUGGCUGUUUUCUGUGUCAGGUUGUUGAUUUAUGACCAUGUGGUCUUUCUGCUCAGCGGGUCAACGGGCCACUUGUAUUGCGCAGUUAUAAAAUUCAAUCCUUAUCCAGUUGUGGCUGGAAAGUGCUGCAAUCUCUCGGCCAAUAAGUAACUAAAUUAAUAUUACUGUAUUUUGCAGCACAUACUAUGUAAACAUCGUUCAGAAUUAUUUUUGAUCCAAGUGUCAGUCACUGUAGCUGCUAUAGUAUAUCCUAUCAAUGUAUUCAAAUACUAGUGCAUUUGGUGGAGACAAGGCUCAAAAUAUGGAAAUGAGUUUAUAUUCUGUUGAUACUAGAGACCUAAUUGAGACUGAUUGUAUUGUAUUCUGCAAAUUAAACAUUUUUUUAAUAUCAAACUAUAACUUAAAUCACAUAUUACUAAGUUCAUUUAAUAACGAAUUCGAUAAAGUUUCAACCUUGAAGCUAAUCUUUGUAACUAUUUGAGAAUUUAAUUUAAAUCCGAGUAAAAGUGACGUAGAUGGUUACGCAAUCACAGAGUGGUGAUGCAGGUUACAGCCGGUCACUGUGUGGCCCGGAGAGCUGAGAGGACAACCACCUGAGACUCCAUCCGAACGUUAGCGAGAGAUAAGUUUUUGCCACAUCAGUGCCCUCUCGAUCCAAAGAGUUAAGGAUGACUAUUCAGUUAACAACUUUUUAUUUAUAUGUUUAUCGUUACAGAUCAAUAUUUUUGGUUUCAGACCUAAUUGUAAUAUAUUAGCUCUAUUUCAAGCUUCAAACGCUUUAUAUCGGAUACAUUAAUGUGUUACAACAUUUAGCCAGAGUUUUGAGUAAUCUUUCUACGGCUUACAUAGUGAGGUGCAUGACAUUUUACUAGGACUUUCUGAACCUGAAUAAUGUUCUACUUACUCUGCAGAAAACUGUAGUUUUGUAAAAUAGUAUAAAUUAGUUUUCUGAUUGGGAGUUAUAAACCACGGAUCCCCUCCAAGGAGGUGUACUAGUUUAGAAUUGCUUUUGUUAAUUUAAAGAAUUGAGACCGGGCGUGUCUGAUGCUUGAUUGGGAAAGGGAAAAUUCUAUUAUUAUUUUUUCUUAAAAUGUAUCAAUUUUGUCUCUUGUAGAGAAAACUAUUGUAUUACAUUUCAGAAUCAAAAACUUGAAAAUUAUCUAAAAAUGUUUGACCAUACUUAAAAUGCUAUAUUUAAUGCAUCUUAAAACUUAUAAGUAAUGGACAGUUUUAGUUGUUAAAGUAAUAUGACAUAAAAAUGAUUUUGGGAAUAUCCAGGAAAACUGAAUCAGUGUGUAAAGUACAAUUUGUUCUAUCAACAAAUUCUUUAAAACCCAGAUCUUGUAUGUUAUAAGAUUAGAAUCAUUACCCUGCCAGUACUAGUUUACUCAUCUUCAUAUGCUUAACUUUAAUAAAACUUUUAUAAAUAUAUGAACAAUCAAUUUUGCAUCACAUUGAUUGAUUUUUUUGGUGGUAUCUUAGAGGUAGCUUCCAAUUAACUACCUAGGUAUUUUAAAUAAAUACAGAACUAUAAGUCUUCCAAAGAAAUGUAGCCAAGAUGCUUUCAAAAAGCAUAUCAUAAUUUAAUUUUUAAAUUAUAAUUUUUUAGAGACUGGAGAAUGUACAGAUUUGAAUGUGUCAAUACUAAAUAAGCAGAAGUAGGCAAUUUUUAAAUUGGUGCCUUUUUUUAGCAAUGUUACUGUGUAUAGAGUUUUAACUUAAAGGCAGGGAGUGAGUUUUCCACGAACUCAAGGCUAUACAAUUCUAUAAAAGUUAGUUGGGUAGCCUAUCAUGUUGAGAUGCUCUGUUACGUCUUCCAUCCAAAAUUUUAUCCUCAAUCUUCCCAGAAAUCCAUUGGAAUAGUCCAAAAAUGAAAAUAAACAUAAAGUUGGUCAAUUUAAAAGGUAUUAAUUACAAAUAAUAAAAUUUCUCAUACAAUCAAUAUUCGAGAUAGGAAAGUCUCAUUUAAUCUAGCCAUCUGUUUAAACCAGAAAGAAAGCCUCAUUUAAACAUCUGAGAUAGUUGAUGAAACACUCUGUAUCCCAAUUAAUUUUUAUCUUAACUAAUUUUAUGAUAACUAUUUAAUUCCAAAUCUUCCUAUCAUAUUAAUUAAUAAGAUAUAUCAAUGUAAUAAAACCAAUGUAAAAACUGGAAAAGUAUGUUAUUCAACAUCUUAUUGAUAUAUGAACACUACUUAUGGGUGUUAUUGUUAUUUAAAUUUUCAGAUUCAGCACUAUUAAGGUCAUAUUGUGGCAAACUUCAUAGAUAAAACUUGCAAUUUAAUUGAGGUUACUAUGCGCUUAACCUUAUCUUAUAACUAGCAUACAUAUUGUAUAUACUGUGAAUAUUGUAUAUUGCUUAUUAGUCAGAAAUACUGAAGUAAUUGUAGAAAUAAUAUUAUGCAAUAAGCAAUUUUCCUAUUUACUCCUUUAGUUUAAUUUAUUUGUAUAGACAAUAAGGAAUGUAAAUUAUGUUUAGACAAGUACCUAUAUUUAGAAAUUGUCCGACUUGUUGAAAUGUUAAAAAUUGUGUUUUUUACUGAAGUUAUUUGUUAUUUAUUAAUAGUUUUUGUCUAAUCUGUGUUUACAAUUUUUCAAGUUGACUUAAAAGCCUUUACUGGUUUAUUUAUAUUGUUUCCCAAAUAAAAUAAAUACAUUAUGAAAAUAUUAUUGUUAUAGAGCUUUUAAACACCAGAAUGACUGCAUAAUUUAACAAUAAAAUAUGUUAAUUUCUCA
Molecule: messenger RNA, 6223 nt
Organism: Homalodisca vitripennis (glassy-winged sharpshooter)
Lineage: Eukaryota; Metazoa; Arthropoda; Insecta; Hemiptera; Cicadellidae
Gene: Tab2
Product: TGF-beta-activated kinase 1 and MAP3K7-binding protein 2
Exons: 9
Coding region: 270-1610 (446 amino acids)
Molecular function (GO): ubiquitin binding
Source: RefSeq, a predicted model, not a curated record